GAACUGGUCGCCUCCCGUUCUACCCUGAGGGUCCGAAUAGUCAGAGCUGUAGGAGCCGAAGCGCCGAGGGAGCUCAGGAACCGCUACCUCUCUCUUUCCUUGGUCCUUAUCCGCGUCUUCUCUAAGGCCCAGGAGCGGUCCCGGCGGCGGCGCGCUCACGAGCCCGCCGGUGGAGGCGGUCACGCGCACGCACGCUUGUGCGCAAGCCCGUUCCCUCAGAACCCGGAAGUGCGAGGCCGAGGAGAGCCACGUGGGUCGAGCUGGGGCGCAGCUCGCAUGGGGGAGUCUAUCCCGCUGGCCGCCCCGGUACCGGUGGAACAGGCGGUGCUGGAGACAUUCUUCUCUCACCUGGGUAUCUUCUCUUACGACAAGGCUAAAGACAAUGUGGAGAAGGAACGAGAGGCCAACAAGAGCGCGGGGGGCAGCUGGCUGUCGCUGCUGGCGGCCUUGGCGCACCUGGCCGCGGCCGAGAAGGUCUAUCACAGCCUCACCUACCUGGGGCAGAAACUAGGGGGCCAGUCUUUCUUCAGCAGGAAGGAUUCCAUCCGCACCAUCUAUACUUCCUUACAUAAUGAGCUGAAGAAGGUUGUGACUGGCCGUGGUGCCCUGGGUGGGACUGCUCCUCACGUAGAAGAACUCCUUUCCCACCUGUCAGAGCAGCUCUGCUUCUUUGUUCAGGCUCGGAUGGAGAUCGCAGACUUCUAUGAGAAGAUGUACACCCUCAGCACACAGAAGUUCAUCAAUGCUGAAGAGCUCGUUGGCCUUUUGGAUGCCAUCCUGAAAAAAUACAGCUCCAGAUUUCACCACCCAAUCCUCAGUCCUUUGGAAAGCAGUUUCCAGCUGGAAGUUGACGUCCUGUGUCAUCUCCUGAAAGCCCAGGCCCAGGUCUCAGAGUGGAAGUUCCUCCCAUCUCUGGUUAAUUUACACAGUGCGCACACCAAGCUGCAGACCUGGGGCCAGAUCUUUGAGAAACAGCGGGAGACCAAGAAACAUCUGUUUGGAGGGCAGUCUCAGAAGGCCGUGCAGCCUCCACACCUUUUCCUUUGGCUGAUGAAACUCAAAAACAUGCUUCUUGCCAAGUUUAGCUUUUACUUUCAUGAGGCUCUGAGCCGACAAACUACUGCUUCAGAAAUGAAAACGUUGACAGCAAAAGCUAACCCAGACUUUUUUGGAAAGAUUUCCAGCUUCAUCAGGAAAUAUGAUGCUGCCAAUGUGUCCUUAAUUUUUGACAACAGGGGUUCUGAGAGUUUUCAGGGUCAUGGUUAUCACCACCCCCAUUCCUACAGAGAGGCCCCCAAGGGUGUGGACCAGUAUCCAGCUGUAGUGUCUCUGCCCAGCGACAGGCCAGUCAUGCACUGGCCCAAUGUCAUCAUGAUCAUGACGGACCGCACAUCUGAUCUGAACAGCUUGGAGAAAGUGGUCCACUUCUAUGACGACAAAGUUCAGAGUACCUACUUCCUAACCCGCCCGGAACCUCACUUUACCAUUGUUGUCAUUUUUGAGUCAAAGAAAUCUGAGAGAGACUCCCACUUUAUUUCCUUCCUCAAUGAGCUCUCACUUGCCCUUAAGAACCCCAAAGUGUUUGCAAGUCUGAAACCUGGAUCCAAAGUGAAAAGAUUGGGAAUGAGAGUCCAUGAAGACCAGCCAGUAGAUGGCAACACUAAAGCAAGACACAGCUCCUUGGCUGUGGCUUCGUUUCCAUCCUGGGACAACCCGUGCAGCUCGGCUUCUUUGGACAGUGGCAAGUUGAGCGGUAUGAGGUUUAUAAAAAUGACCAUUUUUACUGUUUAAGGUUGGGGCAUUAAUGACUGCUCUUGUAGAGACAGGUAUUCAGGCAAGAAUUGGCUCAAGAGGUGAGUCAGAAACUCUUCUGUCAUUUCCAGUGAAUUUUAACCAAGACAUUCCAAAUGCCUUCCUCAUCUGGUGACUGUGCAGUGAGCGUCUCCUGACUCAGAACCAUCCAUACAUGACUGUAACUGCUGCUGCUGCUUUGUUCCUGAGGCAUUCUCUGUUUGUUCUGAGACUCAUGCUGCCUUCCCAAAUUUUCAGACAAGAGGGCUUACCUUGCUUGAAGUGUUUAGAAGGAUGAAUGGAGAGUAUUAAUAUUUUUGUGAGGGAAAAGGGAGUUUAGUGCUCCUUGAGUUUGUAAUGAAAGUACAUACCUCUCCCCAGAUGUCCAUGAACACAAAUAUAAUUUGCUUUAAUAAUUUGGGAGGUUCAUGGGACUCCCCAUGAGUCCAUGGGCCCCCAAGAUAAAAAUCCCUGUUUGGGAAAAGCUCUUGAUGAAGUCCAAAUAGGCUAUUCAGGAGAUACAGUAAGUCUUAAAGGUCAGUACUGUCCCAGGCAGAUAAAUUACUGCUGGAUGUUUUCACCCGGAUAUCCUGUAGGCAACUCAGCACUUUCCCUUCACCAGACUUGCUCCACUUGGCAUCCUUAAUUCUUUCUUAGUAUGACUCUUGUCCCAGUCGCCCUCUCUUCAGACUUUGGAGUCAUGUUUGAUUCUUCUGUUUUAGUCACUGCUGAAUCUUCACAGCACUCUCAUAUUCGUUCCAUUUUCAUAGUCAGUUCUUUCUUCACUUUGGGCUAUUAGUCAAGCCUGGAUUAGAAAUGUCAUCUCCUGCUUGGUCUUUCACCUUCUGUGUCUUUCUAUUCCAGGCCUGCCUUCUUACCUUUGCUAGGGAAUUAUUUGAAAACCUUGAGCUGGUUGUGUCUCUUUGGCUCUGCCUCUUGCUCCCUCUUUUUUUUUU
Molecule: messenger RNA, 2747 nt
Organism: Chlorocebus sabaeus (green monkey)
Lineage: Eukaryota; Metazoa; Chordata; Mammalia; Primates; Cercopithecidae
Gene: KICS2
Product: KICSTOR subunit 2
Biological process (GO): cellular response to amino acid starvation; negative regulation of TORC1 signaling; cellular response to glucose starvation
Cellular component (GO): KICSTOR complex
Source: RefSeq, a predicted model, not a curated record